AUGGAUCCUCACAAACCGUAUACGCCAUAUGAUAUGUACAGUGGCCCACCUUCGAGAAACAAUAUGCCAGCCAUGUCUUCCUCAAUGCCACCUUACAAUGGCCAUGUCGCCGGCCCAUCAGCAAGACGAGGCAAUGGCAAUUACAGCGGGAACUUUGGACGUGGAGGAUAUUCAAGCCAUGGGGGAAUGUCGAGAGGAGGAGGAGGAAAGAGAGGUGGAAUGGCAUCUAGAGGAGGGCAUCAUCGUGGUCCCAAGCCUUCACUUGAUCAGAACAACUUCUUGAGCUAUUCUUCUUCUUCUUCAACACCCUACCACCAAGGAGGUUUCCAACACCAACAUCAUCAGCAGCAACAACAGCCUAUUGUUCCCUUUCACCAAAGAGCAAAUGAAUAUAAUAUGGAUGGUGGUGGAAUGUCCUAUCCGGGUCCCACUGUGCCUGAUACUACUUCAUAUUAUCAUGCUUCAACAACACCAUCACGUACUGCUACAACUACUAGGAAAGAGAAUUUUCACUGGGAUGCGAAACGCAACGAAGAUGCGGAUCGCGUUACACAACAGAUUGAGCAAAGAGCGGCGCGUGAGCGACCUUGCAGAACUUUGUUUGUGAGAAAUGUUCAGUAUGAAGCUAGACAAAGCGAUGUUAUGAAUAUGUUUUCACAUUUUGGCGAGAUCAAGGAUAUAUUCGAUCUCAUUGAGCAGCGUGGCAUGGUCUUUGUUACAUUCUACGAUUUACGUGCAGCUGAGCAUGCAAAGCAGCAAACUCAAGGAGCAGAAUUGUGUGGUCGAAAGAUUGAUGUUCAUUAUUCGUUACCAAAGGAAGAGGAUCAGAAUACUAAAUGUGGGAGAUCAAGUAAUCAGGGUACAUUGUUGUUCACCCUUAACAACACAAAGGAAUGGCUUCAAGAUGACCUGCUACAUCCCUAUUUCUCUCAAUUUGGUCAAGUCAAGGUGAUAAGAAUACCUCAGUUUCGAAACCAGUCAUAUGGAAAACGACAACGCUUUGUUGAAUAUUACGAUUCUCGUGCAUGUAUAGCAGCUUACGAUGCAUGUCAAGGUCAACCUUAUGGAGAUGGCAUAUGGGAUGUAUCUUUCUUUUGGGAUCAUACAACGAAAGAUAAAAGCGAUAAGCCUGAUCAUAGGACGGAUUCCACGCGAUAUGGAGCCGAAAAGAAACGACGACUUAGUGAUGACGACUUCCAACGUGGUCGACGGCGACGUCGCAAUGGCCCACAGCCACCUGCUCCACGUGAUCCACGCAUCAACCACCAACAUCGAGAUACAUCAUCACCUUCAUCGAAUAAACGACCUGCUUAUGGCGACAUACAACUUCAAUCGAAUGAAUACAAUGAAGAAAGGGAUCGGAUGGAGAAGGCCCAAAAAGCUCAAGAGCUGCUUACCAAGAUCACUCAAACACCGGUUACGGCAUCACCUCCUUCAAGUUUACCUCCACAAUCACAGCCAACAAUGUUUAAUCCGCAGUCUACUACUCCAUCACAGCAACAGCAGCAUCUUGCUUAUUCCAUGCCAACAAGUAUUUCAGCUCCAGCUCCAAUCUCGCAACCUGCAACAGCACAAACAGCAUCAGCUACACCAGAUCAACAAGCACAAUUACGAGAGCUAUUAGAUCUAUUGAUGGUAGCCCAGCAACAACAACAACAAAUGCAGCAGCAGCAACAACAAGCAACACAGCCUACAAUUCCCGUUGUACCUGCUGUACCUGCUACAACUACUACACAACAAGCACAACACCAACCUCAAGCAGUUCCAACCGACCCAAAUGCUGCUCUCGCACAGCUUGCACAGGUUUUGCAAAGUCAACAACAACAACAACAACAAGGCACGCUUACAUCUCAACCCACAGCACCUUCUUAUGGCGGCGGUGGUGGAUAUACUCAAUACCAGCAACCUGGUCCAGGUCAAUAG
Molecule: messenger RNA, 1923 nt
Organism: Lichtheimia ornata
Lineage: Eukaryota; Fungi; Mucoromycota; Mucoromycetes; Mucorales; Lichtheimiaceae
Exons: 9
Coding region: 1-1923 (640 amino acids)
Molecular function (GO): RNA binding
Source: RefSeq, a predicted model, not a curated record